Molecule: messenger RNA, 4244 nt
Organism: Sturnus vulgaris (Common starling)
Lineage: Eukaryota; Metazoa; Chordata; Aves; Passeriformes; Sturnidae
Source: RefSeq, a predicted model, not a curated record
GGAUGGAUGAUAGAAAAAGAUGAUAAUGCUAGAUUUACUGUACCAUUGUUUGUUGAAACUAGAGCUUUUAAAGGGAGAAAGGCACAGUUAGGAUUAAUUUUUUAAUGCAUUCUUACUCUGAUAAUGUUUGAACAGUGCAUGUGUUCACAUUUAAAGCAAACAGCUUGCAUCUAACGCGUGCCAGCGCUUUAUGCAGGAAGACAAGGAGCGGUAGCCAGCAGCCAGCAAGUCCUUUGGAGGACCUCUGAGCCUGCUGACAGGCACACUUACUCUGCAUGUAAUUUGAAGAAAGGCAUUGUGCCCCCAGUGGCUUGGCUUCCAGUGAAAGAUGGAGUUUUGUGCUCUCAUUUUGCACUGAGGAUAAGCUCGCAGAUAAAUAGGUCACUGUCCACGGAACUAUUUUGCUCUAAAUUGAUUAGAAGCAACAUGACCUUAAGCCUGAUCUCCUUGCUCUACAAAGAUAUUGCUGAAUUGUGGCUGCUUCUGAAGAAAUGCACAGAUGAAAUCAUGCAUCAGGAUAUCAUUCCCCUCUAUGCUGCAGAUAUUCAGGACCAAUUAAAGAAACAAUUUGCUUAUUUGUCGGGUGGGAGAGGGGGAGAUGGCUGCCCUGUUAUCACCUUUCCAGACUAUCCGGCUUUCAGUGAGAUUCCUGAAAAAGAGUUUCAGAAUGUCCUGACCUACCUGACAAGCAUUCCAAGUUUACGAGAUGCUGGCAUUGGAUUUAUUCUUGUCAUAGAUCGCAGACAGGACAAAUGGACCUCCGUGAAAGCUUCCAUACUGCGGAUAGCAGCAUCUUUCCCAGGAAACCUGCAAUUAGUCCUUGUGCUGCGCCCAACAGGAUUUUUUCAUCGAGCUCUCUCGGACAUUGCUUUCAGAUUCAACAGAGAUGAGCUUAAAAUGAAAGUACCUAUCAUAAUGCUGGGCUCAGUAUCAGAACUGCAGGGUUACAUUGAUAAGACACAAUUAACAGAAGAUCUUGGUGGCACCCUGGAUUACUGCCACAACAGAUGGCUGUCCCGUCGCACUGCUAUAGAAGGUUUCGCCCAAAAGGUUAAGCAAACAGCUCAGAUUCUUCAGUCCUUUGGGACUGAGCUGGCUGAAACAGAACUACCAAAUGAUGUGCAAUCAACCAGCUCUCUUCUUGCAACACACACAGAAAAGAAGGACAAAAUGAAGGAAGAUAUCAGGGUAGCAGUAGAACAAGGAGAUGAUAUCCUUGGAAGUAUUACAAAACCAGUUACUGAGAAUCCUGAAUACAAACUGAAUCAAGAUCAGCUAGACAAUCAAACAACGGUAGAAAGGCUACUGGCUCAACUACAUGAAACAGAGACUGCCUUUGAUGAGUUUUGGAUUAAGCAUCAGCAAAAACUAGAGCAGUGUCUGCGCCUUCGGAAUUUUGAACAGGAUUUCAGAGAGGUCAAAGCAGCUUUGGAUAUUGUGUCUGAGAGACUAUCUGCCUUCACAGAUGUGGGAAACAGCCGUUCACAUGUGGAGCAUAUUUUGAAAGAUCUUGCCAACUUUGAAGAAAAAUCACAUGAAACUGUAGCAAAAGCCAGAAUGUUAGCCUCAGAGCGUGAUGCAUUUAUUCAAAGCAAUCAUUAUGCUGUGGACUCCAUUAUUCCAAAAUGCAGUGAGCUUCAUCAUCUCUGUGAUGCCUUCACUACUGAGACAGAACGGAGGAGAAAUCUUCUUAACAAAUCUCUGGAACUUCAUGACUUACUAGAGAAGUCUAUGAAGUGGUGUGAUGAAGGAAUUUACCUGCUGGCUUCCCAGCCAGUAGAUAAGUGUCAGUCUCAGGAUGGUGCAGAAUCAGCAUUACAGGAGAUCGAGAAAUUCCUGGAUACUGGUGCUGGCAAUAAAAUCAAGGAGUUGAAUAAAAUUUACAGAGAAUAUGCACACAUCCUCAAUGAAGACCUAAAGGAUCAUGUGCAAAAGGUUUUCCAGAAGCAAGAAAGUAUGGAAGAAAUGUUUCAAAAGCGGCAAGUAAGUCUUAAGAAGCUGGCAGCUAAGCAGACACGUCCUGUUCAGCCAGUUGCUCCAAGGCCUGAAGCAUUUGUAAAAUCUCCUUGUACCUCCCCAGGUCUUCAAAGAGAAAACGUGUCCAACUCAGAAAGCAGCGCGCUUCGCAGGGUAAACUACAGAAAAGCAAAGAGUGAUGUGACUGAACUCCAUCAAAGCAGAGGAGGAUCUACAAUGGAUGAUGAAGAAAACCUGGCUGUGUUACGACAACAUGUAAUGAAUGAACUUAUCGAGACUGAGCGAGCAUAUGUGGAAGAGCUUCUCUGUGUUCUUGAGGGUUAUGCUGCAGAGAUGGACAACCCCUUAAUGGCUCAUCUCAUUUCACCAGAACUGCAAAAUAAGAAAGAUAUCUUGUUUGGGAAUAUGGAAGAAAUUUAUCACUUUCAUAACAGAAUAUUCUUGAGAGAACUUGAAACCUAUAUAGAAUACCCAGAGCUAGUAGGACGGUGCUUUCUGGAUCAGAUGGAAGACUUCCAGAUUUAUGAAAAAUACUGUCAAAAUAAACCUCGAUCUGAAAGUUUGUGGAGGCAGUUUUCAGACUCUGUAUUCUUCCAGGAAUGUCAAAGGAAGCUCGACCACAAACUCAGUUUGGACUCAUACUUGCUGAAACCUGUUCAAAGAAUAACCAAAUACCAAUUACUGCUAAAGGAAAUGCUGAAGUACAGUAAGAACUGUGAAGGUGCUGAAGAUCUCCAGGAAGCACUGACUUCUAUCCUGGGCAUUCUUAAAGCAGUUAAUGAUUCUAUGCACCAGAUAGCCAUUACAGGCUAUGAUGGAAACCUGAAUGAGCUGGGCAAGCUUUUAAUGCAGGGAUCCUUCAAUGUCUGGACUGAUCAUAAAAAGGGUCACACAAAGGUGAAAGAUUUGGCACGCUUCAAGCCAAUGCAGCGACACCUCUUCCUCCAUGAGAAAGCAGUGCUGUUCUGUAAAAAGCGAGAAGAAAAUGGAGAGGGAUAUGAGAAAGCACCUUCUUAUAGCUACAAACACUCCUUAAAUAUGGCUGCAGUUGGAAUAACAGAAAAUGUCAAAGGUGAUGCAAAAAAAUUUGAAAUCUGGUAUAAUGCGAGGGAAGAAGUUUACAUUAUACAGGCACCAACCCCUGAAGUUAAAGCUACUUGGGUAAAUGAAAUAAGAAAAGUGCUGACAAGUCAACUGCAGGCAUGCAGAGAAGCUAGUCAGCACAGGACACUAGAACAAACACAGAGCUUACCUCUACCACUACCAGCAUCAUCUUGUGCAAGUCCUUCACGAAACCACAUCAGAAAUACUAAAAAAAUGGAGGAGAAAAAAGCUGAUCUCCCAAGUGUAGAAGGUUGUGGCACUACAGCAGCACCAAAGUAUCCCGAGAAAGGCAAAGGCUGGGCCAAGCCAUCCCAAUCUCUUGAUGCAUCCGAAGAAAAUGACGGCUGGUCUAGUGCAGAAGAACCGCUGAAUUCAUCGGAUGCGGAGGAAGAAGGAGGAGGAGGAGGCGAGAUGAAGCUGACUCCUGGUAAAUAUACAGUUGUGACUGAUUAUGACAAAGGAGUUUCUGAAGAAUUUACAGUGAAAAGUGGAGAUCUAGUUCAACUGAUUCGUGAAGGGGAGGAUGGACUUUGGUUUGUGAAGAACCUGAGCAGUGGUAGAGAAGGUUGGAUUCCAGCAAAUAAUUUGCUGAUGCUCAUAGGCAACUCAAAAUCAGCUCAAUCUUUAAGCAGCUCUGAAUCAGGCACUGCUUCCAGCAAUUUGAGCACAUCAUCAAGUUGCAGUGAUAGCUGCAAUGUCAGUAGCACCAGCUUCUCUGACAUUAAGGGCUAAUAUGAAAUGCUCAUCCCACCUCCCUGGAAGAUAAAUCUGGAGAUUGUCAUUUGCUGCAGAGUUCUGGACAUUGGACUUCAUUGGAGACCCAUCAGUGCUGUGUUGCCAGCUCUGAGUAUUUUUAAAGGUGACUUUUACAGGUUCUCCCAGAAGAUCCCAAUGAAAAGUGCAUGGAAUGUGAAGUUGUAAAUAAAAGUUAAAUGAUUUGAAAUAGGAUUUUGUAGAGGUUUCUGCUCUGAAGAGCUGUUAGCAUAAAGCACGUUUUCUCCUCAAUACACAGUCAGGUUUCUGCAGAACUGUAUCUUUUUGUAACAGCCAGAAUCUGAAUUUGAGCAAACAAAAUGUGUUCAAUGCUAAAUGCUCAUUGUAAACAAAUAACAUAGCAAUCACUGUACAGGAUAGGUAUGAGGAAAAUAAAUCCAAGUUUACAA